Fusarium musae is the source of this 2487-nucleotide messenger RNA. RefSeq lists its product as uncharacterized. The transcript has a single exon. The coding region runs from base 1 to 2487 and encodes 828 amino acids. NCBI's taxonomy places the organism in Eukaryota, Fungi, Ascomycota, Sordariomycetes, Hypocreales, Nectriaceae. The record is from RefSeq and is a predicted model, not a curated record.
AUGAACCCGUUCACACUCCACCGCGACAAGCCGCCAGAUCCCCCCCAAUACAGCGUCACUCUUGAUGCCGUCGAAGAGUCCAUUCGCCCACCGCCUUGCCCAUGCGGCGACUGCCAGGAGGAUUUCUUCGCCACCUCGGAGCAACGCAGCCCCGAACAUUCCUACCACCUCAGACUCUCCGAUGCCGAAGCAGAGCGCAACGCGAGCUCCCUCGUGCAGAGUCUCCAUCGCAGCCAGAACCACUUGGCCAAGCAGAUCCAAGUCUCUGGGGAUGUCUUGCUGAGUCGGUGGAAGAAGCGAAGCCAGGCGAAGCGAGCGGCAUUGCUGAAAGAGGUAGCGCCCGACCUUGAGGAGCAGCAGUGGCUUCUUCCGCGAUACGCGUACAUGCGCGAGAAGUUCUACACCCACGCCAGAAGCCCGACUCGCAGACGUCAACUGCUUCUGCCCUGGCUUAACGUUCAUGUCCUCAAGACCAACCCCGCUGUGCUUUUCGCUCUUCUCCACUACCGAACUGCCUACCCUCCCCAGUCGUGGGCACCUUUCGACAGCAGACAGCUCACUCUCGGCUGGGCCGCUGGCUUCUUUGACGUCGACUUCUCUGCCAAAUGCGUCGUCAUGUACGGAGGCCGAUAUGGUUCGCUGGUGGAUUGGGAGGCAAAGACUGCACACCGCGCUGAUACUAUCGGGUAUCCCAGAGCCAUGCUGGUUCUCGAAGCCCAGUCCUACCUUCUCAAGGUUCUAUGCAACAUCGUCGACAAGAUCCUCGAAGGAGUCGACCCUCUACAACCCCCACGAGCCGAGAACUGGCACCAGCUUGUCAGCCACGAAGCCUUCCGAGAGACGGGCGCAGUCGAGUUCUGGUCCCCUUACACCAACCAAGCCUUCUACCGUCCUCCCGUGUUCAACUGCGACUACCUUCUCAACCUCGCAAAGUCUCGCCUCGAUGAGACGGGCGAUCAUCUCUGGUACCUACAAUGCGACGGCGCGUACAUGAGAAGACACGUCAAGAUCAUUUUCGCGACAGAAAUCUUCAAGAAGGCGUCAGAAACGCAAAGAGCUCAGAUGCUUGCCCAGCGUAUUGGUGUCGAAUUCCAGAGCCAUUGUUGGUGGCGAUGGAUUGAGAUGGAGUGCAAGCAUGUCGAGGCGGUGCGCAAACGGUUCAGCGACAGUAUUUAUCCCGGUAUGCCCUUGCCGCCGAAAUACGACAAGGCCCUGGGUGCUCUUGAACUUCUGCUCGUCAACCAGGUCAUAUACAGGACCACUCUCCUGGAGCGAGUAUUGCCGCAUAUCCCAGGUAUGCAGAAACACUGGGCAAUCGAUCUUAGCCAAGCUACGUCCAAGAGCCUCGGCUUACUGAAACGAACAACGCUUCCCAAUACCCAAGAGUCUCUUGAUGAUGACACCCUCGACUGGUGUCUUGUGCAGUUACAGGGUCAGCCCGAUGACCAGAGGCACUUCGACCAUGCCAUGCUAUUCGCCAUGCUUCAGGAUCAUUUAUCCAGCAACCCGUCCGAGGGGAAGAGGCUGGAUGAAAUCACCUACCAGAUACUCUCUGACCUAUCAACAUGUCACGAAAUGCUCAUGGCUGUUCGGUCGCACAGGCCCCGCAAUGUUGCGCGAACAUUGCCCGACGUCUACGACACAGAACGCCGCGAGUCUUGGAAGAUGCGCGAUUCUACCAAUACCUAUGGCCUUCAGUUGGAACGCGCUGGGACAGCACUUAUCAGGGAUUUCUACCACGUGAAGCCACCAACAGGUCCCAAGAACGCCGCCUGGAUUUCGCAGUCUCGCGCCCUUCGUGCUGCAAUGGAGAGGUUUUGGACAUCGAUUACGGGAGUCAUGAGAGAGCACAUCAGACAGAACGAUCCUGUCUUCACUGCAGAUGAGGUGAACAGCCUUCUUGGUAUCAUUUCAGCGCACCUCAGUGAGCAGUACAUCCAGGAUGAGCAACGCGCUGAGGCUGAGAUCCUUGCCACGAUCCAGACCCCAGAGCUUCAGCCCAUCACCAGUACCUUCAGCGACGUUUCUCAACCGGGUCCCGCGUUGACUGCGACAGUUCAGGGUCGAGAGAAGGUCAAGACACGAGGGGACCAGGGGUCUUCUGCCAGUGAUGCCACAGAGCCACGAGCUGAAGACGCAGGUGAGGUGACUGAAGACACGGUCAUCGUAUUGCCUGAGGAUUCACUUGGAGUCAUUCACCUCAUGUUUCCCAGCAAGGACGACACUGCCAAGGAAAUCACCUGGAAUCCAUUCGUCAACACGAUGAACAAGGCGGGCUUCACAGCAAGGAACAACACUGGUUCGGCGGUGGCUUUUAAGCAGGUGUCUGGAGAGGGAGGAAGAAUUGUCUUUCACAAGCCGCAUCCUUCUGACAAGAUUGAUCCGAUCCUCUUGAGGAUCAUGGGCAAGAGAAUGGCGAAGUGGUUUGGUUGGAAGCGGGAGCUUUUCGCUCUAGAGGGCAAGGAGACCUCGGGUGUCCAGGGAUAG